Epinephelus fuscoguttatus (brown-marbled grouper) is the source of this 6153-nucleotide messenger RNA. RefSeq names its product general transcription factor IIH, polypeptide 4 (gene gtf2h4). NCBI's taxonomy places the organism in Eukaryota, Metazoa, Chordata, Actinopteri, Perciformes, Serranidae. The record is from RefSeq and is a predicted model, not a curated record. The transcript has 14 exons. Gene Ontology annotation, biological process: nucleotide-excision repair. Gene Ontology annotation, cellular component: transcription factor TFIIH holo complex; transcription factor TFIIH core complex. The coding region runs from base 149 to 1558 and encodes 469 amino acids. Gene Ontology annotation, molecular function: ATPase activator activity; double-stranded DNA binding.
UAAGGACACUAGUAUUAAGAUCACGUGACAUGCGUACGGCCACUUCACGGACGGAAUCUGCUGAAUGGCAACAGUGCAGUUAUUUUUCUAUUAUUAAAUAUUUUUUCCGUCAGAAAUUCGUCGAUAUUUUAUAGCCGUCAUUACGAUAAUGAGGCUACGCGUUCAGCUGCAGUGUAAGAACUUGCAUGAGUACCUGAGAGAGCUGAGUCCUGAGAUUUUGGACAGACUGUACAACCAUCCAGCAACAUGUCUGGCUGUCUACAGAGAACUCCCCUGUUUGGCCAAGAAUUAUGUAAUGCGUAUGCUGUUCCUGGACCAGCCUCUUCCCCAGGCAGCAGUAGCAUUGUGGGUGAAAUUAGACAGUCAAAAGGAUCAUGAUGAAUGUGUCUCGGUGUUGGCAGGACUCCGCCUUUGGCACAGUCAGCAGCUGCAGGGUGGUCUGCAGGGAUACAUUUUAAAUCCAGUGUUCAAAGAAAACCUGAGGAUUGCUCUCCUUGGCGGGGGCAGAGCAUGGGCAGAUGAGGGCAGCACUCUGGGUCCUGACCGCCACGCACGGGACAUUGAGAGUCUUGACCGCUACGCCAUGGAGCGCUGGGAGGUCAUCCUGCAUUUCAUGGUGGGUUCUCCCUGCGCUGCUGUCAGUCAGGACCUGGCUCAGCUGCUGGUUCAAGCAGGCCUCAUGAAAAGUGAGGCAGGAGAGGCACCCUACAUCACAUCAGCUGGAUUCCAGUUCCUCUUAUUGGACACAGCCUCUCAGCUUUGGUACUUCACCUUGCAGUACCUCAAAAGUGCACAGUCCAGAGGGAUGGACCUGGUGGAGAUCUUGUCCUUCUUAUUCCAGCUCAGUUUUUCUACUCUUGGCAGAGAUUACUCAGUGGAGGGCAUGAGCGAGUCAUUACUCACCUUCCUGCAGCAUCUGCGGGAGUUUGGACUUGUCUUCCAGAGGAAGAGGAAGUCAAGACGCUACUACCCCACCAGAUUAGCCAUCACUCUGGCUGCAGGAGUUACUACCAGCUCUUCACCCUCCUCCUCCUCCUCCUCCUCCUCCAAUUUGACUUCCACCACUGGUACUGGAGACGCAGGCUUUAUUGUGGUAGAGACCAAUUAUCGUAUCUACGCCUACACAAACUCUGAACUUCAGAUUGCGCUGGUGGCUCUCUUCAGUGAAAUGCUCUAUCGCUUCCCGAAUGUAGUGGUGGCUCAAGUAACAAGGGAGUCAGUGCAACAAGCCAUCGCUAACGGCAUCACAGCACAACAGAUUAUCCACUUUCUCAGGACUAGGGCUCACCCUGUCAUGCUCAAACAGACCCCAGUGCUACCUCCAACCAUAACAGAUCAGAUUAGACUGUGGGAGCUAGAGAGAGAUCGACUGCAGUUCACAGAGGGAGUGCUCUAUAACCAGUUCCUCUCCCAGGCUGAUUUUGAAGUGCUGCGAGACAGAGCCCAGGGUCUGGGCUGUCUGGUGUGGCAGGACGUGGCUCACCGGGUGAUGGUGGUGACACCACAGGGACACAGUGAGGUCAAGAGGUUCUGGAAACGACAGAAGUCUAACCCCUAACUGGAGGAAGAGAAAUGAAGAGCAGUAGUAUCACACCUGCUUGCUGUUCCUCCUGUGACAGGAUUUUCUUUCAGCUACAGUUGUUCAUCGCUGUGAGUGCUGUAAGACAGUGGAAAUGAAAUAAUUUCUCUGUAUAUUUCAUGAAAUGUUGACUUUCAUGUAUCCUGAAUUAAAUACUGAUAAGAUGAUGAUACCCCUCUGCUCAUUCUACUUUCAUAUUGAGUAGUUAUGUUAUUUUCAGAAAAGUCAAUAAUUAAAUUGUGUCUGAUGUACUGUAGAUAAAGCAAUGUCUAAAGAUAGAUGUGUGUAGAUUUACAUGGACCAGGAUGCAUGUGCAGGUGUGUGAGCAUGUGAACAUUCAUUCGAUUUGUGAGUAGAAAACAUAAGAUUGAGGUGCUAAAACUUGCAAAAAAGCUGAAGGGCAGAGGUGUAUAUGACACUUAGCAUCUCACGAAGAGAAAUGCUGUAAUUGCACGACAAGCAAGUAUCCUGAAGAGGGAAAAGCAAAUUCAGGACACCUGGACAAGGAAAUGCAAAGUUACGAUAAGACAGAAGGGUACACCUGAACAGCCUUAAGUAAUAGCUGUCAGGGGCAUUACAGAUCUAAUAUAAAUCAUGAUGAAUAUCACGGUGAAAUACGAGGUAAAAUAUUGUUUGUGAGUGAUAAAGCUGAUAUAAGAGAAUGUGUGAAUACAGAGACUUCAAGCCUUUUGACUUUUGACCAAGUGAUCCACUUCUACCGGAACAUUAACAUAUGACCUGUGAAUAUUAUUUGUUUAUUUUAUUAUUAUUUUUUUUUAAUAUUAAAAUAAUCCAAACAAGACAAAUACCAUGAAACUGCACAAAAACAAAACAAAACCACUCCAAAACAAUACAACAAUUAAAACAAGAGCACAACAAAACAUCACAAACAUACAAAACGUAACCAGAGACAAACAAAUAAAUAGAAAAAUCUCAUCAUUCUUCUAGACUUGGCCUUAAUGAAUUCCAUUUUUAAUCAUAAUCAUUCCUUGUUCCCUGUCUGUUAGCAAUAAUAUCUUCCAACAUAAAAUAAUGUUUUAAGAACGCAAGAAAAGUGGGAAGUGUCAGUCUUUCUUUUCCUUUGCUUUCAAAAAUAAAUCUCUUGCCUAACAAAAUAACAGUGUUUACAAUGCUAGGACAUCUAUUUCCCAGUUCACCAACUAUUAUUGUUUGAGGGCACAUAUUUAACAUAAUUGAGUGCAAUGCCAGCCAUUUCUUAAUGUUUAUUCAAAAGCUCACUACAUGAGGACAAAACCAAAAUAAAUGCAAAAUAUCUUCAGCUUCAGAUUUACAAAAACGACAAUUUUCAUCAUCUUCCAUAUUCCAAAUAAAAGAGUUUUUCUUGUAGGCAAUAUUUUGUACAAAAUUUUCAACUGAAAAUAUUGUGAUUUAGUGUCUAGAAGAGAUUUAUAAGUUAAAUUAUACACAAGUGCCCAUGGCAACGGGGUAUCGAAUUUUAACCUCCCAGUACACUUGAAAUUUAAGUGGUUUAUCAUUCAAAUCAUAUGCCUGCAAGAAAAAUGCAUACAUAAAAGAAUUUAUCAUUUUUCUUUUAAGCCAAAAACAUUUUUUAUGAAAGGUUUACACAAUUUCCUUCCCGCGUUUUUCAUAUUUCUCUUCCAGUCUGAAGGCACUGCAGCUACUAAUUGGUGAUAUCUAAAUUCUGAACAGAAAAAUCCAUAAGUUUCACAAAAAAUUUUGUAAGAAUAAAUGUCACUGUUCAAAUCAGUUAUAUUGUUUAUAAAAAUAAUACCUUUUUGAACAAAUUGUUCCCAAAAGAUAGGUAAUCUGUUAAUUAAUAUACUAGAAUUGAGCAAUAUCAUUUGUUGUAAAAUGGCGUCAACAGAAUCUGGUGGGAAAUACUGGAAAUGCAACCAUGCUUGUAUCAUGUCUAUAAAAAAGGGUGAUAAAUUAGAGAGGAUUUUUUUUGUAUACAUUGAAAAUGGAUUUUUGCAAUCUGAACAAAUGGAAGAAGUUUAUACUUAAAUACUGGAAGAGUGUUACAAGUAAGUUGUGAAGAGCUCCAAUUGGGAUUCCAAUAUAUUUUCUGUGACCAUGAUGCUUUUAAAGACAGGUUUAAUGCUUUAAGAUUAAUUAACUUUACUCCUCCUUCAUUCAAGCCAUUAUAUAUAUAUAUAUAUAUAUAUAUAUUUACACCUGAUUUUUUUUUUCUUGUUUAUUAUUCCACAUAAAAUUAAAGACUAUUUGAGUAUAUCUUUUAUAAAAAAUUUCAUCAGGCGAUGGAAGAGAUAUUAACAAAUAAGUAAACUGAGAGUUACACAAUGAAUUAACAAGGGUGACUUUACCAAAUAAGGAUAAUGUUGAUUUCCAUGGACAUAAUGUCUUCUCCAUUUUGUUAAGCUUUCUCUCAAAGUUUAUUUUUAGAAGUUCAUCAUUUGUUUUGGAACAUGAAUACCAAGGACAUCUAUUGGUCCACCUGACCAUGUAUGUUUUGAAUUGCAAUAAAGUUUAAAUGUGGAACCAUGUAAAGAACCUAAUCACAAAAUAAUACAUUUAUCAUAAUUUGGCUUCAGGCCAGGCAGAAUCGCAAAAUCAUCCAACUCUUUUAGAAGGGCAUUUAAAUAAUUUUCUUUAGGUGACAAACAAAAAAUUGUAUCAUCAGCAUAUAAUGAAAUAUUUGAUUCUACUCCAUGACAAUCUAGACCUUUAAUAUUUAUAUUGUUUCUCAUUUUUAUCGCUAGUGUUUCUAUUACCAACAAAAAUAAAUAUGGAGAUAGGGGGCAACCCUGUCUGACUCCCCUAGAUAAUGGAAAACUUUCUGACAAAUAACCACUAUUUAUAAUUUUACUUGGUGGAUUAUUAUAGAGCACUUUAACCCAGUUUAUCAAGGAGCUUCCAAAAUUGAAGAAUUCCAAAAAUUCAUAGAUGUCCUCCCAUUUCACAGUGUCAAAGGCCUUUUCAAAAUCAGCCACAAAAAUUAAAGCAGGUUUUUUUCUUUCUCAUAAAAUUAAAUUAUCUCCAAAAAUGUCUUAUCUCCAAUGACUCUACCCUCCAUAAAUCCAUUCUGGUCUUUAUCAACAAUAUCAUGAACAACUUCUUUAAUUCUAGAGGCAAUGCAUUUAGAUAGAAUUCUUUUAUCAAAGCACAAUAAUCCAAUUUUUUUAAUUUAACUGUAUCUUUGUAUUGACCAUUUCCCUCUUGUUUUAAAAGAAGAGAGAUCAAGCCCUACUGCUGGGUUCCAGUCACUCUACCAGUCUCAAGUGAGUAAUUAAAGCAUAUUAACAAGGGAUGUUUUAUAUAAUCAUAAAUUAUCUUAUAAAAUUCGAUUGGAAUCCCAUCUAGACCUGGUGAGUUGCCUGAUUUAAAAGAAUUCAUGUUUCAUUCAUGCUUUCAUUCUCAGAGAUCAUACCAUCACAAUUUUGUUUCUGUGUUUCUGAUAAUUUUUUGUGAUAUAAAGCAGGGAAAAAGGAGUGGUAGAGAUCUGGUGGUGGGCUGCUCUGUUCUUCUAGGGUGUAAAUAUUUUGAAAAAAGGAUUUUCCAUCUUCUAAGAUUUCAUCUGAAGAUGAUAACACUAAACCAUUCUCAGUCACCAAUCGAGUCAUUUUUUCUUGUUUGAUUUUGUUGCAUAAGUUUCAAAAAAUAGGCUGUGCAUUUCUCACCCUUCUCCAUCCAUGUAGCUUUAGAACUAUUUAUAAUGCCACUGACUUUUUUAUGGUAAAGUCUCUCUAACUCUCUCUGUUCUGUCUUCAUUUAAACUGUUUAUUUCUUGUAGCAAUUUAUUUUCGUAAUGCACACAUAACUUAUGUUUCCAAGAAGAAUAUUUUAUGGAAUGUCCCCUAAAAGAACAUUUUGUGGUGGACACUAACUGGGAAUGUCACCUCAGAAUAGACAGCACAGGUGGAGGUGAUUAGGUGAUGUCAGCGUGGGCGGGGUGUGUUAAGUUUGCCCUGGCUGUUGUGGUGUAGAGUUUUGUUUGGAGUUGGAAGUCUGCCAGUAAAGAGAGACUCAGCUGCACUCCCGUCUACUCGUCUCCUUUUUAUCAGCUUCUACAUUGGUGACCCUGAUGUUUGAUUAUGUCAGUGGAGGCGGUGCCCCCGUAGUUUUUGCGGCUACAGUCAAGUUGCCGGAGUUUUGGCAGCAUGAUCUGGACCCGUGGUUCCAACAUAUCGAGGCGCAGUUUAACCUCCAGGGAAUCACAACGGACGGCACCAAGUAUUAUCACGUGGUCACAGCGUUAGACUCCUCCACAACCCCGCCGUGUGAUGGGAUUGCUGAGGGACCCACCGGCGGCCGGAAAAUACGACGCUCUGAAGGCACAGCUCCUACGGUUGUUCCAGCAGAACGGGCUGGUCGCCUGUUGUCCCUCAGUGGCUUGGGAGACAGUAAGCCUACCGAACUGAUGGAAAAUAUGCUAGCACUGCUUGGUUCUGGGGACGCUACGUUUCUGUUUAUACAGCUGUUCUGCCCGCACUGCUCUGGCCAAUUUGCCUCUGGUGUGCACAAAGGAUUACCGGGGGUUGGCGGAGGAGGCCGACAGGAUCCUGCUGGCGUCUCGACAAUACAGUGUGCAUGCCAUGCUUCCACCGCAGCCUCAGCUCCUGCUGGGGGAGAGG